AUGGUCAAACCAAUUAUAGCCCCCAGUAUCCUUGCUUCUGACUUUGCCAACUUGGGUUGCGAAUGUCAUAAAGUCAUCAAUGCUGGCGCGGAUUGGUUACAUAUUGAUGUCAUGGAUGGUCAUUUUGUUCCAAACAUUACUCUGGGCCAACCAAUCGUAACUUCCCUACGUCGUUCUGUGCCACGUCCUGGCGAUGCUAGCAACACAGAAAAGAAGCCCACUGCGUUCUUCGAUUGUCAUAUGAUGGUUGAAAAUCCAGAAAAAUGGGUCGAAGAUUUUGCUAAAUGUGGUGCUGACCAAUUUACGUUCCACUACGAGGCUACGCAGGACCCCUUGCAUUUAGUCAAGUUGAUUAAGUCUAAGGGCAUCAAAGCUGCAUGUGCCAUCAAACCUGGUACUUCUGUUGACGUUCUAUUUGAACUAGCUCCUCAUUUGGAUAUGGCUCUGGUUAUGACCGUGGAACCUGGGUUCGGAGGCCAAAAAUUCAUGGAGGACAUGAUGCCAAAAGUGGAAACUUUGAGAGCCAAGUUCCCUCAUUUGAAUAUACAAGUCGAUGGUGGUUUGGGUAAGGAAACCAUUCCCAAGGCCGCCAAAGCUGGUGCCAACGUCAUUGUUGCUGGUACCAGUGUUUUCUCGGCAGCUGACCCACAUGAUGUUAUCUCAUUCAUGAAAGAAGAAGUCUCGAAGGAAUUGCGUUCUAGAAAUUUACUAGAUUAG
This is a messenger RNA of Saccharomyces paradoxus, 717 nucleotides long. It is a transcript of the gene RPE1, whose product is annotated as ribulose-phosphate 3-epimerase RPE1. NCBI's taxonomy places the organism in Eukaryota, Fungi, Ascomycota, Saccharomycetes, Saccharomycetales, Saccharomycetaceae. Gene Ontology annotation, biological process: carbohydrate metabolic process; pentose-phosphate shunt; pentose-phosphate shunt, non-oxidative branch. Gene Ontology annotation, cellular component: cytosol. The transcript has a single exon. The record is from RefSeq and is a predicted model, not a curated record. Gene Ontology annotation, molecular function: D-ribulose-phosphate 3-epimerase activity; metal ion binding. Bases 1 to 717 code for a protein of 238 amino acids.